UUUUUUUUAGGCUUUUCAAACACAACUCUUUUCAUAAAAGCAAAUCAUGUCAACUUCAGACAAUGGAUGGCCCACAUCGCGUGUGAGAGCCACAUUCAUCGAAUUCUUCGAGAAGAAGGGUCACACGUUUUUCUCUUCAUCUUCAACCAUUCCCCAUGAUGAUCCCACCCUUCUCUUUGCUAAUGCUGGUAUGAACCAGUAUAAGCCAAUUUUCCUCGGAAUUGCUGAUGACAACACUGAUCUUGGCAAAUUGACUCGUGCUGUCAACAGCCAAAAGUGUAUUCGUGCUGGUGGAAAGCAUAACGAUUUGGAUGAUGUCGGUAUGGACACUUACCAUCACACCUUUUUCGAGAUGUUGGGUAAUUGGUCCUUUGGCGACUACUUCAAGGCUGAAGCCAUUGCUUACGCUUGGGAACUUUUGACCGAAGUUUAUGGCUUGGAGAAGGACCGUCUCUACGUUACUUACUUUGGUGGUGAUGAAAAGCAAAAGCUCCCUGCUGAUCUCGAAGCCAAGCAACUUUGGCGCGAUAUUGGUGUUGCUGAGGAUCAUCUUUUGCCUGGCGAUUUGAAGGAUAACUUUUGGGAAAUGGGUGAGACUGGUCCUUGCGGUCCUUGCUCUGAAAUCCAUUACGAUCGCAUUGGUGGACGUAACGCUGCCGAUCUCGUCAACCAAGAUGAUCCCAACGUUCUUGAAAUUUGGAACCUUGUGUUCAUGCAGUUUAACCGUGAAGUUGGUGGAAGCUUGCGACCACUUCCCAGCAAGCACAUUGAUACUGGAAUGGGUCUUGAACGUCUGGUUUCCAUCCUCCAAAACAAAAUGUCCAACUAUGAUACUGAUGUCUUCACUCCUCUCUUCGACACUAUUCAAGAAAUGACCAGUGCUCGUCCCUAUGCUGGAAAACUUGGAAAGGAAGAUACCGAUGGUAUUGAUACCGCUUAUCGCGUUGUUGCUGAUCACAUUAGAACCCUCACCUUUGCCAUCACUGAUGGUGGUGUCCCCAGCAACGAGGGCCGUGGCUAUGUCUUGCGUCGCAUUUUGAGACGUGGUGCUCGUUAUGUCCGCAAGUACUUCAACGUUCCCAUCGGUGCUUUCUUUUCUGGUCUUGUUGGCACCUUGGUUGCCCAAAUGAGCGAUGCAUUCCCAGAAUUGAAGAACAAGAUCAACGAAGUCAUCGAAAUCCUCAACGAAGAAGAGGAAUCUUUCUCUCGUACUCUUGAUCGUGGCGAGAAGAUGUUCGAUUCCUUCUUGAACAAGACUCUCAAGGAAGGUAGCAAGACCCUUUCAGGUGACGAUGUCUGGCGUCUUUAUGACACCUAUGGUUUCCCCGUCGAUUUGACUCGCAUUAUGGCCGAGGAAAAUGGCGUGACUGUCGAUGAGAAGCAAUUCGAAGCUGCUCAAGAAGCUGCUCGUAACUUGUCUCGUAAUGCUAGAGGUGGAAAGGGUGGCCAGGAAGCUGUCGCCUUGGACGUUCAUGAUUUGGGCGCCUUGGAGAAGAACGAUGCUGUUCCUAAGACGGAUGACUCUGCCAAAUACCUCAAUGGCAACCUUCAAGCCACCGUCAAGGCUGUCUAUUUCCAGCACGAAUUCCCUGCUACCACUGAGAACAUUCCCACUGAAGCCUCUUUUGGUAUCUUGCUUGACAAGACCAACUUCUAUUCCGAACAGGGUGGUCAGGAAUACGAUAUUGGUAACAUCAUGACUUUGGAUGGUGAAAACGAAUUUGUUGUCGAAAACUGUCAGUCCUUUGGUGGAUACGUUUUGCACAUUGGUUUCAUGAAGUAUGGUAAACUUAAUGUUAACGACACAGUUGAAGUUUCAUACGAUCAGCUUCGUCGCUGGCCCUUGAGAAACAACCACACUUCUACCCAUAUUCUCAACUAUGCUCUUCGUGAAGUUGUUGGUGAACACUGCGACCAGAAGGGAUCUUUGGUUACCCCCGAGAAGCUCCGAUUUGACUUUUCCAACAAGGGAGGCUUGACUAUUGAACAAUUGAAGAAGAUGGAGGAAAUCUGCAGUGACUUCAUCAAGAAGAACCUCAAGGUCUACUCUACCCCUGUUCCUCUUCCAGUUGCCAAGGCCAUCCACGGUCUGAGAGCCGUUUUCGGUGAAACUUACCCCGACCCUGUCCGUGUCGUUUCUAUUGGAUUCGAUGUCGAUGAAAUCGUGAAGGAUGUUUCCAACCCUCAAUGGAAGACCUCUUCUAUUGAAUUCUGCGGUGGUACUCACGUUGCUAAGACUGGUGAUAUCAAGCAAUUUGCCAUCAUUGAAGAGAGUGGUAUUGCUAAGGGUAUCCGUCGUAUUGUCGCUGUCACUGGUGAUGAGGCUGUCCAAGCUCACCGUGUUGCUGCCGAAUACAAGAAGAAGAUGGAUAGCUUGGAAAGAUUGCAAGGCGAUAAGCUCGAAACCGAGAUUAAGCUUGUAUCCAAGGAAUUGGAUACUCUCCCUAUCUCUGCUGUCAACAAGGCUGAGCUCCGAAAUCAAUUCGAAAAGAUCAAGAAGGCUCAUGUUGAGGCAGAAAAGGUCCGUUCUGCUGCUCAACAGAAGGAAAUCAUAGAAUCCUUGGACAAGUACUUUGAGGAAAACCCUUCUGCUGGUUUCAUUGUCAAGAACAUUGACGUCGGUAGCAACAACAAGGCUAUCGGCGCUGCUAUAAAUCAUAUCAAGUUCAACCACAAGGAAAAGUCUGUCUACUUGCUCAGUGUUGCUAACGGACGUGUUAUGCAUCAAUGCCUUGUUCCCAAGGACCAAGUCGCCAAGGGUCUCAAGGCUGCUGACUGGGCUGGUGUUGUAUCCGAAAAGGUCGGUGGUAAAAAGGGAGGCAAGGACGAGUCUGCUCAAGGAUCCGGCGAUAAGCCCGAAUCCAUUGAUGAGGCCAUCGAAGCUGCUUCAGAAUUCGCUAAACUUAAGAUUGGAGCUUAGAUUAGUUUAUAUCCAUAAACUAGCUUUUUUACAUGUUUUGUACUCUUUCUCAUUAUUUUUCUUCUUUACCAAAAUCUCGUUCAUCGUUCGAUCCUAUGCUUGACACGUUAUGUACAGCCAAUCUACAAGCCCUUAUUUUACCAUUUCCAAAUAAAACAGAUGGUUCCAUUACAAAA
Umbelopsis ramanniana AG is the source of this 3096-nucleotide messenger RNA. RefSeq lists its product as uncharacterized. The transcript has 7 exons. The coding region runs from base 47 to 2920 and encodes 957 amino acids. Gene Ontology annotation, molecular function: nucleic acid binding; aminoacyl-tRNA deacylase activity; amino acid binding. The record is from RefSeq and is a predicted model, not a curated record. Gene Ontology annotation, cellular component: cytoplasm; mitochondrion. Gene Ontology annotation, biological process: alanyl-tRNA aminoacylation; tRNA modification. Lineage: Eukaryota; Fungi; Mucoromycota; Umbelopsidomycetes; Umbelopsidales; Umbelopsidaceae.